AUGAAAAAGGAAGAUUUUAUAAAGAUAGAGGAUUCUUGGUUAUGUCCUGUUUGUGUUGUGUCAUCUGGUGGCAGUGCGGUAGAUAGGCAAGUGGCCGCUGCCUUAACGGCGGUAGAUAAGCCCGGUGUCGAGAUAACGCCUAAUAUUGAACUUGUCGAUAUACUAAAUGAAAUGAAAUCAUUCAGGCUGGAGAUUAAGGAAACUAAUAAGGAAUUUAGAAAUCAGUUAGAAAACUAUUCCGAGUGGAUUGUAGAUAAUGGUAAAAAAAUUGAGGAGGUUGGAAAUAAAAUUGAGAAGGCAAUUGAGGACAUAGGGUUUCUUCGUCAGGAAAACGCUAAUUUAAAGAAGAUAGUUAAUGAUCUUUCCAGUAAAGUAAAUGCAUUGGAACAGUCGAGCAAGGACAAUGUUGUUGAGAUUAGUGGGGUACCUCACAAAGAGAAGGAUGAUAUUUUGAAUAUCAUCGGUAAGAUAUCGGAUGCAAUCGGCUUUCUUUUUAAGGAGGAUAGUGUUGACAAUUGCUAUCGAUACAAAUCAAUUGAUGGGUCAAGACCUGGAAUUAUUGUUGUCCGUUUCGUCCGAAAACUGGACAAAGAAGCAUUUAUGAACAAGAGGCGUGUGAAGAAGAAUCUAAACUCGAGAGACAUUGGUUUCAUGGAUGGAGACGCAUCGGUGAUUUAUUUCAAUGAGAGUUUGACGCAGGAGAUAAGAAAACUACUGAAUAUGGCUCGUGCUAUUAAGAGAGAAAAACAGUAUACAUAUUUGUGGGUAAGGAACGGACGCAUUUUCAUGAGGAAAAAUCAAGGUGACCGUUUUGUUACAAUUAACAGCAUUGAGGAUUUCAACAAAUUGGCCUGA
This is a messenger RNA of Homalodisca vitripennis (glassy-winged sharpshooter), 855 nucleotides long. RefSeq lists its product as uncharacterized. The record is from RefSeq and is a predicted model, not a curated record. Lineage: Eukaryota; Metazoa; Arthropoda; Insecta; Hemiptera; Cicadellidae. Bases 1 to 855 code for a protein of 284 amino acids. The transcript has a single exon.